This is a messenger RNA of Manihot esculenta (cassava), 2117 nucleotides long. RefSeq names its product metacaspase-3. Gene Ontology annotation, biological process: proteolysis. The coding region runs from base 179 to 1339 and encodes 386 amino acids. The record is from RefSeq and is a predicted model, not a curated record. The transcript is spliced from 5 exons. NCBI's taxonomy places the organism in Eukaryota, Viridiplantae, Streptophyta, Magnoliopsida, Malpighiales, Euphorbiaceae. Gene Ontology annotation, molecular function: cysteine-type endopeptidase activity.
GAUUAGCAUCUGGUUCUCUACAGCUCCUCCAAGAGAUCGAAUAUAUCAUUAAGUUUGACAAAGAACAGUUCCUCAUCGUCAUCACUCAAUCAUUGUUGCUCAAUUACAAAACCCUUUUCUCUAAAUCGCCAUCUCCACCUUCGAAACCACACAGAACCAAAAACUAGCUCAGUUAGAAAUGGCAAGCAGAAGAGAGAGAUGCAGCUGGUGCGGUGUGCAGCUACUGGUGCCACCAGAAGCUCAAGCCAUUCGAUGUGCAGUGUGCCAAGCCAUCACCAGAGUUCAAUCCUCCGCCGCCCCUUUAACUCAAGUCCGCGACUCAAUAAACCAGGCAGCUACCCGAAUCAUCAACAUGGUAUCUAGCACUGUGAAUGUUCCGAUCAGUAGUAGCUAUCCCGGGGUGGCGGCGGUGGGAACGGCUGGUUAUAAUUGUUACGUUCAGCCUCCAAGGCCAGUGAUCUAUCCUCUUCCUUCAGUCCAUGGAAGAAAGCGAGCAGUGCUUUGUGGGGUGAGCUAUAGAGGGAAGAGCUAUAAGAUGAAAGGAAGCAUUAAUGAUGUGAAGUGCAUGAGAUAUUUUCUUGUUGAGAAAUUGGGGUUUCCUAAUGACUCCAUACUUAUGCUCACAGAAGAUGAGAUGUGUCCACUGAGGAUCCCAACAAAAGAGAACAUGAGAUUAGCUAUGAGAUGGCUUGUACAAGGUUGUCAACCAGGAGACUCAUUAGUGUUUCACUUCUCUGGACAUGGUUCAAAGGUUCCUGACAAUGACAUGGAUGAGGUUGAUGGGUUUGAUCAAACAUUAUGUCCUCUUGACUAUGAAACUCAAGGAAUGAUAAUUGAUGAUGAAAUCAAUGACACCAUUGUCAGGCCUUUACCUAAAGGAGCUAUGCUUCAUGCCAUUAUUGAUGCUUGCUAUAGUGGAACUAUACUUGAUCUUCCAUUUGUGUGCAAGAUGGACAGGGAAGGAUACUAUACAUGGGAAGAUCAAACAUGUUCACCAGAUACUUACAAAGGCACAAGUGGAGGGCUAGCCCUCUGCUUCAGCGCUUGUAAUGAUAAUCAAACUUCUGUGGAUACUAAUGCAUUGUCAGGAAAUGCUUCAACAGGUGCCCUUACUUACAGCUUUAUCCAAGCAGUGGAAAAUGAACCUGGUUUAAAAUAUGGCCGCUUGCUUAACGCCAUGCGCCAGGCUAUUCGUGGAGCUAAAACUGGUGGAUUACGCCUGAGUGGUCCUAUUGCUUCUCUAAUUAACAGAGCCUUUUUUUAUACAGAGAUUACACAGGAACCUCAAUUGUCUUCGUCCGAGAAAUUUGACAUUUAUUCCAAACAAUUUUUACUGUAAUAUUUGCUUGCUGCAAAUAUUGAUUGAAUUCUUGUAUGGGUUUGAAUCAUUACCCUAAAAAUUAAUUAUUAAUGUAUAGUCUUAUUCCUUUGUGUACAACUUGAAGCUUCAAUGCUUGUGUACAGAAAUCCAGACAACUUUUUCAAUAUCAGCAAAAGAAUAGAAGAGUGAUGGAACUCAAAUAGACUAAAAAGAUGCACCAAAUUUUAGAGGAAGAAAGUAUGGAAAUAUAUGUGAAUGCAAAAUAAUUGUGGGACAAGGGAAGGCAAAAGGAAGAAAGACAGCGAUCAAGAAUCUGGUUCUUGUGGUUCGAGUUUUUGAGGAUUUUAAAGUCAAAAUAGCUAGAGAGAUGGAUAGGAUUCACAUCCACACAUAGCCAUUCAUUUUAUCAUUUAGCUUACAUAUACAUCCUACGAUACAUAGCUUACAUCAUCAAACAUCUAUUGACAUAUGAAUUUCAUAUGCAUAAUUUUAGGUAUACAAAGUUUUCUUUUGAGAAAUAAACUUAAUUUAAUUUCUAAUAUAGAACUAUUUGCAAGACUAAUUUUAAUUCCACAUUCUAUUAGAAAGAAUCUUUUCAAUUUACUGAAUAGGCCAUCACCUCCAAUUUUAUCUAUUAUUCUAAUGAACACAUGGAAACUAACUUUCAGGUUGCAGGCUAAUAUACAAACAUUUUCAAACAACUUCAAUUUCAUAUGACAUCAAAAUAAAACCUGCUUUGAUUCAUAAUGCUGGCAAAUUUUAGAUCCUCAAGUGGAAUAUUCCAAUUAGAUUGGCC